This is a messenger RNA of Amphimedon queenslandica, 1817 nucleotides long. RefSeq names its product nuclear pore complex protein Nup50-like. Gene Ontology annotation, biological process: intracellular transport. The transcript is spliced from 8 exons. The coding region runs from base 578 to 1621 and encodes 347 amino acids. Gene Ontology annotation, cellular component: nuclear pore. Lineage: Eukaryota; Metazoa; Porifera; Demospongiae; Haplosclerida; Niphatidae. The record is from RefSeq and is a predicted model, not a curated record.
UGUCAAGAGGAGGAGGAGGAAGAAGAUGAUGAUGAUAUUGAGGAUGAGGGCAGUCCGGUUGAAAAGAUCACAGAGUUUAGGUUCAUUCCAUUGUCACCUGAUAGCUUGGAUAGUAUGUAUUCUGCACUGUGUGAAUGUCAGGCUCUCUAUCCAGACUCUGAGCUCUCUUCUGACAGUCAGGCUGACGAGGAGGAGGAGCUAGGUGAAGGAGUAGAACUGAUAGAAGAUGAAGGAUCAGCGAGAGGUCUCUUUUAUACGUCGGCAGAGGAAGGAUUCCCUCACUUGUCAUCUCAGGGAAUGGCUACAUUGCAACAUUUAGAACAAGUAAUUCAGAUGCCAAGACCUGAAGAAUUUGAAUCAAUGGUUCAAGAAGGCUAUAGCAAUGGAGGACAGUAUGAAGAUGCUAACGAAGAGGAAGGAGGAGGAGAAGAAGCUCAAUGACAUUUUGUUUCUCUCAUAAGUCUUAAAAUACAUGUAUACAUAAACUCUCAACAUGACAAUAAUUAUUUUUAUUUAAUUUUACCGGGCUCCGUAAUCUACUCCGUAUUUACCUGAAAUACCUCCGUAUUACAUUAAAAUGGCGGCCAAGAGAUCAGCCACUGCUCAGUUGACUUCUGAUAACUGGGAACAAGAGGACGAAAAUGAAGAGCCCGCUAAAACUGGAUUUGCAAGAGCUUCUGCUGAAGAAUUAGAAAAAAGACCAAUGAAAACUGCCAGGAGGACACUUGCAACAGGAGGAGCCAAGGCGGGAGGAAAGUUAUUUUCUUCUAUUGAUCUCACCAGAGGCUUGAAACCUUUUGGUUCGUCGCUAUUAUCAGCAAAACCUCCUUUCCUUCCUGCCACAUCUCAGCCGCCAUUAAUGUCCUCAUCUCUAACCACACCCUCUUUUAUGACCCCGCCCCAAACUGACACUCAUUCGAAAUACAUCAAAAAAUUGUGUGCACUGAAUGAAAGUGUUAGCCAGUGGAUUAGCGACCACGUCAAGAAGAAUCCUUGUAUCGAUCUGACUCCGAUAUUUGAAGAUUAUAAGAAAUACCUGAAGGAGCUAGACGCUGAGAAAGAGGGCGUGGAGGAAACAGUUGCCAUGACGACAACGAGUGAAACUGUUACCAUGGAGACUGGAGAUAAAGGGAAUGAGGCGAUGGAGAAUGGAGGAGGAGCAGACGAUGAAGAGGAAGAAGAGGAACAACCUGAGGAAACAGAAAAAGAAGAGAAGAAACAGCUAGACCUUAUUCAAGAGCCAGAAGACGAUACAGACUGUCUCUUUGCCCUCCGCACUAAACUCUACUACAAGAAAGACGACAAAUUUGUCGAGCUUGGCAUAGGAAAACUCCGUGUGGAAGAAAUAGAAGGAGGAGGAGUGAGACUGCUACUGAGGAAUGAUACAACACUUAAGCAGAUUCUGUUAAAUGUUCGCAUCAAUUCCCAAGUACCCAUGACCCUUCAGAAGAAUAGCCUCCUCAUUGUCUGUCCUCCUAAUCCUCCAUUGGAGUCCAAGUCUCCCAGCAAGUCCAGUGAUUCUCCUGAUGAUGCCACGCCCCCUCCAGUCACGUAUGCUCUAAGAGUGAAGGAUAGUAACAUGGCUGAGCAGCUUCAUAGCACCAUAAAGAAUAAAUUAUAAUAAUAAUAAUGACUUUAAUUAUCUAUUUAAUAAUGUGUUUGGUUUCAUACCUUUCACUAAUAAUUAUUUUACUAAGCUAAACCUACACUUCAUUGAGAUGUAUGUAUGCUAUGCAACUAGUGAUAAUAAUGUUUGCUCUAACAUUGAAUUUGCAAAGUGUUCAAAUUUUUCUGGAAAAAUCAUUAAAAUGUUCAAA